AUGAGGGAUUUUCCUUCGUGUUUUGGUGAAAAUGGUGUACAAAUUGCCGAUUCUUCAUCGUCUAAUGCAACUAGGGCUGCCCAAAAUCUUGUUACUUGUGUUUAUCAGUGUCAAUUACAAAGCAUUUCUCGCUUCAUUACCAUUACAUGGACUAAGUAUUUGAUGGGCCAAGGAUUUAGUGUUGGAAUUGAAAAUUCAACAAAACAAUGCCUAUGUAAAGUUGACAUCAAACCCUGGUUGUUUUCCAAGAGAAAAGGGUUCAAGAAUUUGGAGGUGGGCUCUAAUUUAAUUGACAUAUAUUGGGAUUUAUCCUCUGCAAAAUUUGGUUAUGGACCAGAACCCUUAGAUGGUUUCUAUGUAGCUGUUGUGUUUAAUCAAGAACUGAUUUUACUUCUUGGGGACUUACAAAAACAAGUAUACAAGAAAAUAAAUGUGUCCUCCUUUUCUAGUAAUGCAGUUUUUGUUGCUAAAAGGGAACAUAUAUUUGGCAAAAGAUUGUACAAUUCUAAGGGCCAAUUCUGUGAUAAGGGGAAAGUACACAACAUUGGGAUUGAAUUUGACAUUGUUGGGGGGAGUAAGGAUCCAUGUUUAGUGAUCAGUAUAGACAGCAAAGAAAUGAUACGAGUGACACAUCUUAAAUGGAAGUUUAGAGGUAAUACUACAAUUUUGGUGGAGGGAUUUCCAGUUGAGGUUUAUUGGGAUGUUUAUGGUUGGCUGUUUGGUAAUGUUAUGGGCAAUGCAGUUUUCUUGUUUCGAACUCAACUCUCAAUCGAGAAUGAGAAGUUCUGGGCUCACCAGUCUCCACUUCCCAGUCCCUCUGUGUUGAAUUGGGAUGGUUCACAUAAAUUUAGUGAUCCUCAGUUGCAAGAUAAGGGAUUUUCAUUGAUAUUGUGUGCUUGGAAGAAUGAAUAG
Messenger RNA from Fraxinus pennsylvanica, 912 nucleotides. Lineage: Eukaryota; Viridiplantae; Streptophyta; Magnoliopsida; Lamiales; Oleaceae. The record is from the annotation of a GenBank genome assembly.